AUGCGCACCUGCCCGCACACACGGCAAUUCGGCUGUGCUUUCGUGCCGCUUUACGUUGACUUGCGCGUACAGCGUUCCACUGCUUACGCAGAGCUGCAGCGUCGUUCCGCCUUACAGAUGUCCGAGACCCACAGGAAGACUGUUCACGGCCGCUUAUGGGUUGGUCUCAAGCUGACAGACAAUAGAUACGAAGACCGCUUCGAUCACGGCCGCGUGGGCACACUGCUUUUCGCUGCUGCGCCUCCUGCUGACUUCGUCUCUUUCGCAAGAGCCACACUGGACUUCUUACGACACAGAAAGUCGCAGCGCAGGAAUAUCAUCCCUCCUGCACAUUUACCGGACUGGUGGCAGCGUAGAACGACUCAUAAGUAUACUUCGUCGGGUCGGUGUAGUACGGGUGGGGUCCGGCUACGAGUACUGGAAUUGCUGCCGCUGCUGCUGAAGGGGGUGUCGCCGGACUGA
Rangifer tarandus platyrhynchus (Svalbard reindeer) is the source of this 462-nucleotide messenger RNA. NCBI's taxonomy places the organism in Eukaryota, Metazoa, Chordata, Mammalia, Artiodactyla, Cervidae. The record is from the annotation of a GenBank genome assembly.